Stylophora pistillata is the source of this 1662-nucleotide messenger RNA. RefSeq names its product methyltransferase-like protein 27. The record is from RefSeq and is a predicted model, not a curated record. NCBI's taxonomy places the organism in Eukaryota, Metazoa, Cnidaria, Anthozoa, Scleractinia, Pocilloporidae. Gene Ontology annotation, molecular function: S-adenosylmethionine-dependent methyltransferase activity.
AAGUUGGUAACAAAGCUGAAAGAGCUUGAGUUUUCGGAAGAUUGUAAAAUCCUUGACGUUGGUGCCGGAACUGGGCUGGUCGGAGAGGAGCUUUGUAAGAGGAAAUUUACCAACCUUGAUGCCCUAGAUGCGUCAGACGCCCUUCUCAAAGAAGCCGACAAGAAAGGGGUUUACAAGAACUUCUUUGUUGAUGUCCUGGGUCCUAAUAGACGGAUACAGUUUUGCGAUGACUGCUAUGACGUAGCUAUUGCCGUUGGAGUGUUUACUCGAAACCACGUGAAGGCGGAAGGCGCCAUGGAUGAAAUGGCACGAGUUGUCAGGCCAGGCGGAUUGGUCAGCUUCACGAUAAGAGAGGACGUGAUGUUUGAAGAAGAAUAUGGUUACGAAGCAAAAAUGGAGCAGCUGUGUCGAGAGGAAGUCUGGAAACUUGUGUCUAAGAGUGAGGAAGAUUAUCACAGCAAAACCGACAUCAGGAAAUGCUACUUUUACAUUUAUCAAGUUUUGUAGUUUUGUAAUCAGACUAAACAAGUUUCAGCCAAGGGCAAGUAGUAGUAGUUAUUACUAGGUUUCUUCAUUAUUCAAUUAUUUAUUCAGCCAGGUAAGAUUUCCUUACACCUCUAUACUUUAUUAUGCACAGAGUUCUUGGAUAAGAAAAAUUAUUGAAAAAAUUUUUAGACGCUCGUGAACUUUUGCUAGAAAGUAAGCCUUUGUCUUUCUGAAAUACAGAAUGUGGUAGGUCUUAAAAGUUUUCGCCUCAAGGCGAGACUUGAAAAACAGGUAGCUUUUAUCUUGAGGGACUCAAACGUGGCAGUCAAGUGAGAUAAGACUUUUUGUCUGGACAAGGUGCUACACAUAAGAUUCCCAUAUUCGAUAAGUUCUCGGUUUUGGGUUAAAAUGUACAAUUGUAGGUUGCUUAGGGGUAGAUUGAGGCACUGACUAUCAAAUUUUGAGCCGAACUUUUUUUGAUGUAAUCAAUUCUCAUUCAUUCAUUGUUUCCAUUUUGUGGAGUUUCCAAGCUGCACUGCAGCAAAGUUCACGAUUAAAUCUGUUCUACAGUCCAUUACAAAUGAAACUGUUUCUCGGGUGUUUAAAUUGGCUGUUGGUGAUGUAUGGUCAAUUUAAGUGACAUUUGUUCGCUGUUUUAGAGAGUAUGGUAUUCAUCAAAGAGGUCCUUCUUGUCUUUGAAGCGCGGGGCAGAAGGAAUAUUCUUACUAGUCCCUCAUCCAGCUUCAUAGGAGAAGUAGGGCAGUUGUCUUUUAAGCAAAAACAGGCAUAAUUUGCUAAUGGGGCUGCCGUUCUUAGGCAUCGUAAAAUUUGGUAUUUACACUUUUUUCUUUUCCAGAGGACAAUCAGGAAAUGUACGACGUUUUAAAAUACACACGUGGAGCUCUUUCACCCAGCUUCACAUUAGAUGUUUUGUUUCGCCACGUAAUCGAUGCUAACGUUUAAUACUGUCUACCAGACGGGUUCAAAAAGUGGCGUAAGUUCGUUCAUUAUGGGCUUUUACAAUUUUAGAUGUGUAUUUUUAAUAAUGGGCACAACCAAAAUAUCGAUUUUACGUUUCAGUUCAUUUUAUAGCCGUCCAUUUAGAGAGGAAGUGAUUGAAAGCUGGUGAAGUUGGAAGAAAAGACUAAACUAAAUUUUUUAGCGAGAUGAGGGGGA